Messenger RNA from Tetranychus urticae (two-spotted spider mite), 1287 nucleotides. RefSeq names its product lipase member N-like. The record is from RefSeq and is a predicted model, not a curated record. Lineage: Eukaryota; Metazoa; Arthropoda; Arachnida; Trombidiformes; Tetranychidae.
GCCAAUUCUGGUUCUUCACGGUGCACCCACAUCAUGUAGUAGUUCAUGAUCAAUGGACCAGGCGGUCACAUAAAAGAAUGGGUCGAUGGUAGUCCUCCUCAUGAUACAUCGAAAAGUCUUGCUUUUGCUUUGGCCAAUGGGGAGUUCGAUGUUUGGCUGGGAAAUGACAGAGGACCAGGUAUUCGAAUCAUACUCGACUCGAUCCAUAUAAAGGUAAAUUAUCCUGUCUAAUUUGCAUAAUUAAUUUAUUUAGACUAAACAGUUAUAAGCUUUUACAUCUUAUUCUAUUAAUAUACAUGUAUCAAUAUGUUUAUGAAUUUGCCUCUGAUGAAUAUCUUCUUUCAGAUGCUGAAUUUUGGAACUUUACCUUCGUUGAAAUGGGCAAGUAUGAUAUAACUGCUAUGGUGGAUUAUAUUAUUGAUGAAACUGGAUUUGGUAAGAGUUUUAUUUCCACUGACACACUGAUUCAAUCGAUAAUUUUAAUGUUUGUAACUUUAUUCAGAGAAAAUUGUUUACAUUGGUUAUUCACAAGCAACUAUUACAAUGCUAACUCUAUUAGUGAAGCAACCACAAUUUGCCUGUAAAUUGGAUUUAAACAUACUUGUUGCACCAAUAGCGUUUUAUGGUCACAGAAAGGGAGUCACAUCUGUUAUACCAUCAUCUUUAUUGCUCACGGGAAUGGGAUCACAAUAUUCAGGCCCUUUAAUACCCUUUCUCCAAGAAUUUGAUGCCAUUUUAUCGAUAAUAUGCACAAACGAUGCUGUUAAACUGAUUUGCCUCGAAAUUUACAAUUACUUGUUUGGACCUGAUCGAGAAAUGAUUUCACCAGAUCAAAUAAAAGUACUACUGAGUCAAGUGGAUCAAAACUCAAUUAAAAAUGCUCUUCAUGUAAUUCAAUCAUUCAAAUAUGAUCAAAUUCGUGAGUUCGAUUAUGGUCCAAAGACAAACCUUGAAGUAUAUGGUUCGGAAGAGCCACCCAAAUUUCCCUUCAAAAAUGUUCCAAUACACAAUUUGGUUCUCAUUAGUGGGUUAAAUGACUAUUUUGCUCCACCAGUAAGCGUUCAAAAGCUGAGAAACAUUUUGCCAGAUCGGGCUUUUAUUGAUCACAUAGUUACAUGGCCUCUGUGGUCACAUACUGACAUCUUACUUGCUGAUGAAGCCUUUGAGUACAUGCAUAGCGUUAUUAUCGAUAUAAUCCGAGUACAUGGUGAAGACAUUCAAGUUUCACCGGAAGUUUGAUGAAAAAUAAUUUCCACCUCAACUCAUGAUAGCUGAUGUCAAAUCUGA